Rhincodon typus (whale shark) is the source of this 6163-nucleotide messenger RNA. Its product is annotated as protein PRRC2A-like. The transcript has 24 exons. Gene Ontology annotation, biological process: cell differentiation. The coding region runs from base 212 to 6163 and encodes 1983 amino acids. The record is from RefSeq and is a predicted model, not a curated record. NCBI's taxonomy places the organism in Eukaryota, Metazoa, Chordata, Chondrichthyes, Orectolobiformes, Rhincodontidae.
AGAUAGAGAGCAGGGAUUAAAAAAAAGAGAGAAGGCCGGGCGGGCGGUCUGGAGUGAUUCGCAAUCCGUCUCCAUCCGGAGCCCGGCGUGGCGUAAUUUAUCUUUUUCGUUCGCUAUCCAGACAGCGUCGGCCCGGAAGAAGGAGCCCGGAAGGAGGCACAUUUCAAGGGGUGCCUAAAGGAACCACCGUACUCAAUGACCUUCCAGCGAGAUGUCAGAUCGUUUGGGGCAAACUGCAAAGGGAAAGGAUGGAAAAACCAAGUACUCGUCACUCAAUUUGUUUGAUACUUAUAAAGGAAAGUCCUUAGAAACCCAGAAACCCACAGUCACCGCACGUCAUGGAUUGCAGAGUCUCGGUAAAGUUGCCGCAGCUCGGCGCAUGCCACCCCCUGCAAACCUACCAAGUUUAAAAGCAGAAAAUAAAGGCAAUGACCCCAAUAUUUCUUUAGUACCAAAAGACGGAACAGGAUGGGCAAGCAAGCAAGAAUCACAAGACCAAAAGAGUACCGAUGCAUCGACAGCUCAGCAGCCGGAAUUGCAGCUGCCGCCGGCUUCACAGACGUCUGGCUCCAGUCAGCUGAAACGUCCAGCAGCAGCAACAGCAGUGGUAGCAGCUCCACAGGAGGCCACCCCUUCAGUACAAAGCGGAACAAAAUCAUGGGCACAGGCGAGUGUUACACAUGGUGCACAAGGAGAUGGUGGAAAGGGAUCAAACCAACAGUCGCCAUUCUCUCGCGAGGAAUUUCCAACCCUGCAAGCGGCUGGAGAUCAGGACAAAGUUGGCAGAGAAAGGGACAUUGCAGAUCAGUCGUAUGGGCCAGGACCAAGCCUCCGCCCUCAAAAUGUGACCAGCUGGAGGGAGGGUGGUGGGCGGAAUUUGGGUGCUCCGGGUGGCUCUUUGAUCGAGGGGGAAACCAAAGAGCUAAGCCCAGAAGAAGCAGCAAGCUCUACAGCAUCCUCAGCCGACCAGAAGGUGACUGCAAGGAUGGCCGAACAACCACCUAGACCAGGGAUCGGUGUACCACAGCAGGCAGUUCCCCAACCGUACCCUCCACCAUUUAGGGGGAUGAUGCCAGCUUUCAUGUAUUCCCCAUAUUGUGGUUUACCGUUUCCUACGCCUUAUGGACCACAGGGACCAUACAGAUACCCACCACCCGAUGCCAGCAAAUUUCCUCGUGUACCAGGACCUCGACUUCCUCCACAUCCAACGCGGAUGUCCGAAGCAGUGAAAAGACCCUCCAUCCUCAAACAGGACGACUUGAAAGAGUUUGAUGAGCUUGAAAAUGAGACUGAUGAUGGAUGGGCUGGAGCACACGAGGAAAUAGACUACACAGAAAAACUAAAAUUCAGUGACGAUGAAGACGAUGAUGAUGCCGAAAAGGGGAAAUCUGAAAACUGGGAUGGCCAGACAAGUCGACCAGAUAGACAGGAGUUGCGCACCUCUGAGAACAAGAAGGAUCCCCCCUCAGAGGAGCAUUUGUCUGUCAAAGCGGGUCGAGGUGAAGGUCCGAUCUCUGCCCAGACUGAGUUGGGUCCGCUUGGGCCCCAACCACCCAGAGUUUCUGCGAGCUGGGGUCCUGCUGUGGAUCACCAGGGUCGAAGGACAGGCAUGUGCUCACCUCACGAGCAUCAGGUUGCUCAAGGUUCGUACAGCAUCUACAGGCAGGCCGCUUCCCCCAGCAUGCACCAGCAGGCUACUGUUCCCCAGGAAAAAGCUAACCCUUCCCUAGUUAAUCAAAAGGCUCCCGUGGGCGAAGAUGAAGAUGAGGCCUGGCGUCAGCGGCGCAAGCAGUCAUCAAGUGAGAUCUCCGCUGCCGUGGAGCGGGCACGAAAGCGGCGUGAGGAAGAGGAACGCCGCAUGCAGGAGGAGCGUCGAGCUGCCUGUGCAGAAAAGCUAAAGAGACUUGAUGAGAAGUUUGGCGCCUCCGAGAAACGCCAGAAGUCUGAGCAGGAGAAAGAAGAGGCUUCAGAGGAAAAAGAGAAUGAAGAGCCUGUGGGCUCCAAUAAACGGCAGAGAACAGCCAGCAGCGGCAGUUUUGAAAUGACGCAAGCUGAACCCCCACCUCCUCCCGAAAAGGAAACUGUUGAAGUGAAAGAGGAGGCAGGGGUGGUGAGAGUUGAGUCCAAGGUAGAAACAGUGGCACCGGGAAGACAACCUCCACCCUCCCAAGGCUAUUCCAAGUAUCAGAAGUCCUUGCCGCCCAGAUUUCAAAGACAACAGCAGGAGCAGCUUCUUAAACAGCAGCAGCAGUGGCAGCAGCAGCAUCAGCAACACCAUCAGCAGCAACAGCAUCAGUCUUCCCAGCAGGCCCCUCCGCAGCAACCAGCACAGCCGCAGCCUCUUGCCAUGGCCCCAUCGGCACCCAUGCACCCUCAGCAGCAGAAACCCAUGUACCCAGGCUCCAUUGGCCGCCCACCACCACCUAUGCCCCCGAUGGGUUAUGACCCACGUUGGAUGAUGAUGCCUCCGUACAUGGAUCCUCGUAUGCUACAAGGCAGGCCCCCUAUCGACUACUUCCCAGCUGGCGUUCAUCCUUCAGGUUUAAUGGCUCGUGAGCGUUCAGAUAGCGGUGGUUCUGGAUCUGAGCCCUUUGACCGACACCCUACAAGGGGUACGCCUCCUAUUGACCCCAAGUUAGCCUGGGCUGGGGAUGUGUUUCCACCAGCAGAGAUGCGACCUUUGCCUUCGCCAAUAAGACCACAUGAUGAAGAUGACAAAAGUUUGAGAAGUGAAACCCCACCAGUCAGACAUCGAGACACAGGACCACCUCAGUCCUUUGUGAGUGGUCUACAGGUUUCAGAGAGUGGACCUCGGCAUGUUCCCCAGAUGCAGCGAUACACACUGAUGGACCGCCUGGAUGAGCAGAGACAGGCCCCCUGGCAGAAUUCCCUGCCCAGUGUUCAGGCAGAGCUGGAAAGGGAUAGGCGGGUGGAGAUGUCUUCACAGCUUCAGCAUUCACAUCUGGAGCGCAAGGCAGAGCAGGAGUCAAUGCCUAUCCGAAGGGAAACCACACAACUGCAAAAUGAAGACAAAAAGGUAGAACAGCUCGUGAUGCAUGUGUCACGGGAAUCUAGCCAACUUUCCAACACUCUGAAGAAGGCAGCACCCCAUAUUCAGGCUGUGGAGGUUCUGCAGCACAAGGAAGACCACUCGGUUAAAGAGAACAAGCAAGACGAGAAUAGAAAAGGUGACAAAUCCAACCGUCAGGAUGUGCACAGACCUCAGAGGAAGGAAUCAAAAACUGAAACCCGAUGGGGACCACGGCCUGGCAGUAAAAACCGUGAUGAGAUGAGUGAUAAACCUGCUCGGAGAGCUGGCCCCAUUAAAAAACCAAUACUGAAGGACAUGAAGCGUGAAGACAGUGAGCAGGAAAUGGAGAAGGGCAAGCCUGCAUCGGGAGAGAAGACCCUUGUUAAGGGGAAGGACAAGCCACAGGAAUUCAAGCCCGAGGCUGAGCCUUCAAAGCAGGACUCUUCUUCAAGUUUGAAAGUGAGCCAGCCUGCCUCUUCUGUGUCUGUCUCCAAUAAGCCUUCGCAAGGCCCUCCUGUCUCAAAUGUGCAGGAUGACAGAGGGAAGGCAAAGCCUUCUGGGAAGGAUCAGAGGCCUGAGAAAGUCAAAACGUCCAAACCACCUCAAAAGGACUUGAACAAUGGCCCUCCAGCCUCUCGGCGGAAUAGAGACAGGGAUAAUUCAUUUGACCGUAGUUAUUCGGGACGAGGCCGGGGCAGAGGACGCGGAGAGUUCUUCUCGCGGGGAAGAGGUUAUCGAGGAGCCUACGGUGGCCGGGGAAGAGGAGGCAGAGGCCGCAGCAGGGAGUUCCGAGGCUGUAGGGAGCCCAUGUACCGAACGGAGGAGAGUGGCCCUAAGAGCUCUUUCAGGCCACGGAACCCCAGUGAGACGCGCAGUGAGGGCUCAGAAUAUGAGGAGAUUCCGAAACGCCGUCGCCAGAGGGGCUCAGAGACUGGCAGCGAGACUCAUGAGAGUGCCAGUGAUGUUGCUCACUCUGACAAAGAAGUCUCCUCCAGCUCCAAAGAGCCUCCCAAAGAGUUCCGAAAUCCGGAUCAAAGUCGUGCUGACAAGAAGAACAGAGCAGACCCCCCAAAGUUUGCAGACAAGAUGCCUCCCCGGCUAAGUGACUCUUCACGUGGCAGGAUCUUCACUCCACGUGGUGUGCCCUCUCGGCGAGGUCGAGGAGGUAUGCCCCGUGGUGGUGGCGGCGGUGGUGGCGGAGGUGGCCGCCCUCAGCAAGGAGGCUGGGGGCCUUCUUCAAAGGUAUCCCCUCCCAAGAAGCAGCCCUCAAAGGAGCAGGUCAAAGCCCCAGAAAUCAGGCCUCCUGAUGUUCCCCCAGGCAAAGAGUCAGAGAAAAACCUCUGUGAGAAGCCACUGUCGCAAGUUGGUGAGUCUACGGCGCCUGAGGGGCAGCCUCACCGGUCAGAGAGGCCCCUUGACAAACCACCGAGGAGGCGGCGUCAUGGGCGCUCACAGCAGCAGGACAAGCCACCACGGUUCCGCCGCCUGAAGCAGGAGCGGGAGGUGGCUGCCCGCAUGAAUGGCGAAAGAAACCUCUUCCCUGCUGAAGCCUUGCCGCCAAACCCACCUCCCAACCCGCAAACAGAGGAGAUCAAAGAGGUUGUGCGCAACGCUGCCGGCACCAAAUCCCCCGACUUAUCCAACCAGAACUCUGACCAAGCUAAUGAGGAAUGGGAGACUGCUUCUGAAAGCAGUGACUUCACGGAGAGGCGGGAUAAGGAUGGCAUGUUCGUGAAAAAUGCCCCUGGGGGCAUCAAGUCAAUUGAUUCCAACUCUGCCCAGAAGAAAGAAUCGUCCAAGCGUAGCUUCUCCAGCCAGAGACCUGGGAUGGACCGACAGAAUCGGCGCUCAAACCCAGGAGAUUCAAGUGGGAAAAGCAACCGAAAUAGUGCUGGAUCUGUGAGGAGUGAGAAGCGGAAUUGGCCUUCCCCAAAGAAUAGGAGGCCAGUGGAAGACCGGACAACUCUCACCGCAGCUCUUCCUCAGAAUGCAAGUGCAGUGUUCAGAGUGGAUAGGAUCAUUCCCAGCGACUCUGCUGCCAUCCAGAAAGCCAUUGCAGAAGUCAACAACCGUCACAAGGAUCGCAAAAUGGCACCUGGCAAAAUGAACGAGAAGAAUGACAUGCUGACACAAUUUGAUCUGAACAACUAUGCAAGUGUUGUGAUUAUUGAUGAUCACCCAGCAGUUUCUGCAGAUGAUGAGUCCAUAUCUCCUUUAAAUGACGGCUUUACCCGUGUCCUUUCAAAACGUCAGAAGAGAAUUCUGGAUGAUGAGCGUCGCAAAAAGGAAGAGCAUCUACUGCAGAAGGGUGUUAAAAUCUGUGCAGUGGAUAAUCUGCAUCCGUCGUUACCUGGCUUCCCCAAAAAGCAGUCUGAGAAGGUGACUCUUUGUAACAUGGAGUCUGAAGAGAGCUGCAAGGGUCAGACCAACACAGCUGAUCUGGGAACCCAGAUUUGGAAUACCACGCAUUCCGUUGGCUCCCUGACUCCUCCAGCAGCCUCCGGUCUGGAUACUUGGAUCAAACCUCUGAAUGUCUUUGCAGAGGCAGCCAGUGCUGAGGCCAGCCAGACUGACAGUGGGGUGGAUUUGAGCAGCGACUGUCAGGUCUCUUCAACCAGUUCCUCGCAGCGUAGUUCUCCAGCCAGCAACCUGAAAACCGACACUGGGGAGCGUGUUGGUCUUAUUAACCGUAUCGGUACAAAGGUGGUUGAGAUUCGAUCAGCAGAAAACCAGCUCCUAGAACCCAAAGAGCAGAGACAGAGACCUACUAGAACAGGAGCACUGAAAGAAAAUAAGUUUCAGGAGUCUGCCAGCGAGCUGAGUAAAGAACAUAAACCUGGACCAAUAGGAAAUGAACGUUCACUAAAAAAUAAAAAGGCAAGAGAAGUACAGCAGAAAGAGAGUCCCGAACCAGCUGCAAAGACUGUUGGCUUUUCAAUAAACAGCAGACCAAAAUCCAAACCGGAUCCUGACUUGCUACUGGAGACUGAAGUCACUGUACCGCCUAUCCAGUUUGGAGUGAGUGCAAAGGAUUCUGACUUCAGUCUGGCUGUGUCUACGAUUCAAAGAUCUACCAGUUCACCGCCCAGCAAAUUGCAGAAUGCUGCCAGCAAUGAUGUAUGUACUACCUGA